UACCAGUCGGCGCUCCUCGCCAUCACACUCACACGGUCACACAACCAAGUAUCCAUCUAGCAACACGCAAUAUCCUCCCCCCUCCCACCUCAGAAUGACAGCUGAACAAUCCCUCCGCUUCUGGGACAUCACCACUCGACCCCCCGCCGAGAAGACAUGCUGCGCCCCCAACCCCUGGAAAGCCCGCCUCGCGCUCAACUUCAAGGCCGUCCGCUACGGCACCACAUGGACCCCCAUGACAGACAUCACCCGGGUCCGCACCAGCCUCGCCGUGCCUCCCGUGCGCAAAUUCGCCGACGGUAGCGACUUUCACACCUUACCCUUGCUGUACGACCCGGCCACGGGUGACUAUGUCGGCGACUCCUUCGACAUUGCCGUCUACCUGCAGAAACACUACCCGAACGAGGGCGCGGGUGACCUGUUCCCGCCCCAGCCCACGGCGGCGCUGGACUUCACGGUGCCCCCCGACGCGGAGAUCCUCAUUCCCCUCACCGAGGCCCGGCCGGGUGACUUUCAGGACUAUGCGCAGUUCAACGUCCACGUCGACGCGGCGUUUACGCUACAUGUGCAGCUCGCUAUGGACGGGUUCCCGUUUGACCCUGCGACCGAGGAGGCGAGCAAGGCUGUGUUUACGGGGCGUGCGGGCGUGCGCGCCUGGGAGGAUCUUUUACUGACGAGCGAGGCGCGGGUCCGGACGCUGGCGUCGUUCGAGCGCAUGCUGGGUGGCCUGGCGGUCCUGUACAGGAGGGAUGAGAGCGGACCGUUUUUGCUGGGGACCAGGGCGUGCUUUGCGGACUGUAUCGUCGGCGGCUGGCUGCGCAUGAUGGCUGCUACGCUGCCGGGGAAUGAGUGGGAGGCGCUGAGGAGCUGGCAUGACGGGACGUUUGGGCGAUUGCACGAUGCACUGGAUGCGUUUUCUGCGGUCAAGUGAGUAGGCAUCUGGAAAGCAGACGAUGACGAAGAUGAUUAGAGCCUUUCUCAUUUUCAGCUACUGCCUG
This is a messenger RNA of Emericellopsis atlantica, 998 nucleotides long. RefSeq lists its product as uncharacterized. Bases 95 to 931 code for a protein of 278 amino acids. The transcript has a single exon. The record is from RefSeq and is a predicted model, not a curated record. NCBI's taxonomy places the organism in Eukaryota, Fungi, Ascomycota, Sordariomycetes, Hypocreales, Bionectriaceae.